This is a messenger RNA of Dermacentor albipictus, 2161 nucleotides long. Its product is annotated as sodium-dependent glucose transporter 1A-like. NCBI's taxonomy places the organism in Eukaryota, Metazoa, Arthropoda, Arachnida, Ixodida, Ixodidae. The record is from RefSeq and is a predicted model, not a curated record. Gene Ontology annotation, biological process: transmembrane transport.
AAACUCCCUCAGUCGGAUUGUAGCCUGAUUUAUGUCGUGACUAAAGAUGAGUGAAAGUCCGCAAAGUGACCGCACGGACGUGCGCUAUCAGCCGCAGCCGAUCAUUGUCGGUGAUUGGAGUGACAAGCGUGGACAAGGAAAGAAGACGAGGAAGAAAGAGCGGAGCGAACGCGUGGAGCCGCCAUCUUGGAGAAGGGGCGCGCGCAGAGAAGGACGUGGUCAGACGUGGUGACCGGGCACAGCAUUCCAAGACGGCCGGAGAUCGCCUGUCUGGGUCCUGCCCCAGAUCUUAGGCGACACAUCGACGUCCCGCCUGAGUACCAGCCUCGGCGAGCAGAUGUCCGACGUCCCUGGAACCACCGCUGGCCCGGACCUACCUGCUAGGACACGUCAGCGUUGCUGCCGCUGAACGUAGACGCGCGGAGGCUGGCUACAGCCAGUCACCAUCCCGUCCGGAGAACCAAGCUGGGCUGGCGCGCACCGGGAGCGCCAGCCGGCACGAGCCCCGCUCUGCCGGAGCGCGACAGCGCCUCAGGGACCGUGCCGUCGUCACGUCGGCUGGGGCAUCGGUGACGCCGGACACUGACAACGACGGACGACGACCAGAUCGCAUCGACAGACCACAGACCGGGGGACGCCGAUACUCGCGUCGAACAGUACCGCGAUGAAGUUUCCGAAGUGGUACAUAGUUCCCGAAGGGCAUUUUUGCUCAACGUGGGUCGAACGUGCAACGUGAGCCUCGGUAACCUGGGAAUGGGUCUCAUAGUUGCUCUCAGUGGGGUGGCGCUGCUUGAUCUUGGAGAAAUAUACGACAGCAGCAUAUCAGCCAUUUCUCAAAUGAUCACGACGCGGUGUGUCGGAGGCCUGCUUGGAUCUCUCAUAGGGGGCAAGCUGUACGACAAGUACAACACGCAGGUGAUAUCGAUCAUCAUGAUGUCCUUAACCUGCUUCACUGUGCUCAUGAUUCCGAUCAGCGGGUACCUCGCGUUGGCGCAUGUCAUGGUCUUCUUCGAAGGACUCAGCCUGGGUGCAUUUGGCACAGGUGCGACCGUAUGGAUCAUGAAGAUGUGGCCCCGAAACUCGAGCCCCGCCCUGCAAACUUUUCACCUAGCCUUCGGCGUCGGCUGUCUCCUGGCGCCUCUCGUUGCGAGACCUUUUCUGUCUACGCCAAGCAACGGCUCUGACAAUUCGACGAUACCGAGCAUGAACGUAACCUCGAACGACACCGACGUUGCGCCAAUCGGUAUUGUGGAAAGUGUGAACGAAACAGUGGCUGACGACGGCCGCAGCAAAAUUCACUACGCCUUUGCAAUAGCCAGCGGCUUCCAACUAUUCCUAGUAACUUCCAUGGUUGUGCUCUACUGUAUCGACGGCGCAAGCUUCAAGACACAUAGGACAAACGUCACGGAUGACGCGCCUUCUGGUUUGCGAGAAUCGGCCGGUAGCAGACGCUUCUCCCGCAUAGCGCUUGCAAUGCUGUGCGCCUACGGGUGCGUGUACGUAGCCAUCGAGGUCACGACGUCACAGAUGUUGCCAACGUUCGCCGUGAAAUGUGACUUGCACUUCUCAAAGCCACUGGCGUCGCAGCUGGUGGCCGUUUACUUUUUCUGCUUCGCCGCCAGUCGUCUUACCGCCGCGAUAGUAACAAUCAAGGUGUCGGCCUUCCAUGUCCUGGUUGUCUCGCACGUCGUCUUGGUCGUCACGGCUACUGUGUUGGUGGGAUGGGGCUCCAGCAACGCCAUCGCACUGUGGACCGCAAGCGCCCUUGCGGGCAUUGCUCAGGGCCCCUUAAAUGCAGCGAUGACGGCGUGGGUUGCGACGCAUAUCGACAUCAGCAACAAGAUGAUGUCGCUCGUGGUGGUUACGGCGGGCAUUGGCUCUCUCUCACCGCCGCUCCUCGUGGGGCAGUUCAUGGACACCAGCCCGAACAUAUUCUUGUACGUGUGCUUUGGGGCAGUGAUGUUAGCUGUAGCUAUAUUUAUUGGUACGCGCCUAUAUCUAAGAAAGAAGCCCAUGGCGAACACGAGGGGGGGUCUUGUCGUGAACGUCGAUGACGACAACCCCGAUGAUGGGGCACUUUCCGUUUAAAAGCUGUUUGUGUUCUGGACUGCAGCGAAGACUCUCUUCUUCUUAAAUAAGGUAAUAAAGGAUACUGGAACUA